GAACUCGAAAAACAAUGUUAACACAAAGAUCAAGUAAAAAUGGAAACAGAAGUGGUUGAAGAUAUUGUGAUUGUGGGAGCUGGAAUUGCUGGGCUUACAACAUCCGUAGGACUUCACAGGUUGGGUAUCCGAAGUUUGGUGUUAGAAUCUUCAGAUAAUUUGAGGGUUACUGGAUUUGCUAUGAAUACAUGGGAAAAUGGUUGGAAGGCCUUGGAUGCUGUUGGAGUUGGAGAUCUGCUUCGUCAGCAACAUAUCCAGGUGAAUGGGAAUGUGACCACUUCAUUGGUUACAGGGGACCAAACAUCAGUCACGUCUUUCAAUGCAACAGGAAAGCAACACAUUGAAGUUCGUUGUGUUAAAAGGAAGUUGAUGUUGGAAGCCCUUGCCAAUGAGCUUCCAAGUGGCACCAUCAGAUACAAGUCAAAGGUUGUUGCCAUUCAGGAAUCUGGCUUCUAUAAGAUAGCCCAUCUUGCUGACGGGACAACCAUCAAAACCAAGGUAUUGAUUGGAUGUGAUGGAGUGAACUCCGUGGUGGCAAAGUGGCUAGGCUUCAAGAAGGCCUCUUUCACUGGGAGGUAUGAAAUCAGGGGAUGUGCAGAGUUCAAGACCAAUCACGGGUUUGAGCCCAGGUUCAUGCAGUUCCUCGGCAAAGGUUUUCGAGUUGGUGCUGUUCCUUGUGAUGAGAGGGCCAUCUACUGGUUUUUCACAUGGACACCCAUCAGCCAAGAUAAAGAGCUAGAAGAGAAUCCUGCCAAACUGAAACAAUAUGUGGUAAAGAAGCUUGAGAAGAUGCCAAGUGAUGUAAAGUACUUCAUUGAAAAAACUGAAGCAGAUGAUUUCCUACCAGCUCCAUUGAGAUAUAGACAUCCCUGGGAGCUCAUGUUGGGGAAUAUAAGUAAAGGCAACGUGUGUGUUGCAGGAGAUGCUUUACAUCCCAUGACUCCUGACAUUGGCCAGAGUGGGUGCUGUGCCUUAGAGGAUGGGGUCGUUUUAGCCAGGUGCCUAUCUGAGGGUUUCUCCAAAGAACCAGGCACACAUAUUAAAGAAAAGGAUCAAUACAUAAGGAUUGAGGAAAGCUUGAAGAAAUAUGCAAGGGAGAGAAGAUGGAGAAGCAUUGAUGUCAGUUUUACAUCUUAUAUGGUGGGUUCUAUUCAGCAGGCUGAGUCCCAAUUGAUUAGCUUUUUGAGGGACAAAGUUUUGGCUACAUUCUUAGCUAAUCUAUAUUUUAAGAAGUCAGCUUAUGAUUGUGGAACGCUAAAUAGCUCCUAGAGACGCAAUUAUCUUGUAAAAUGACUGCUGGCUUGGGACAUAUGGAUGGGUAACAUGACCCAAUGGGACCAAGUUGAUGCAUACUGCUUGACAGACAACGUAAUUUAUAUGUAUCGUUCAAACUUCGGUUGCUACUUACAGUCAUAGGUAGCCACAAAAAAGAUCAUGGUAAGCCCUAUCUAUGAUUGAGACAUUACUUUUCCGUUUGGUUC
This is a messenger RNA of Cajanus cajan (pigeon pea), 1481 nucleotides long. Its product is annotated as monooxygenase 2. NCBI's taxonomy places the organism in Eukaryota, Viridiplantae, Streptophyta, Magnoliopsida, Fabales, Fabaceae. The record is from RefSeq and is a predicted model, not a curated record. Gene Ontology annotation, molecular function: FAD binding.